AUGUCUUCAGGUGACACUCUGUCACCACAGGCACUUGCCAACCUCAAGCUCUACAAAUACUCCAGCGUGGACAAGUCGUUCAUCUCCAACUAUGUUCUCCGCUACUACUGGAAUGCUUGCGUCAAGCUGCUCCCAAUGUGGCUUGCCGCGAACAUGGUGACGCUGCUUGGUUUCUUUCUCAUCAUCGCCAAUGUGAUGCUUUUACAGGUCACCAUUCCAGACCUCGUUGGACCAGGGCCUGUGUGGGUGUACUGGUCCUUCGCCUUCGCCUUGUGGGGCUACUCGACCAUGGACAACAUCGACGGAAAGCAGGCUCGGCGAACAGGAACCAGCAGUCCACUGGGCGAGUUGUUCGACCACGGCAUUGACUCAUUGAAUUGCACACUCGCUAGCUUGCUGGAGACUGCCGCCAUGGGCUUUGGCCCAACUCAUAUCGGAGCAUUCACAGCUAUGGUGCCGGUGCUACCCAUGUUCUUCUCGACCUGGGAGACGUACCACACCCACACGCUCUAUCUAGGCGUGUUCAACGGCCCGACCGAGGGGCUGAUCAUCGCCACUUCCAUCAUGGCCAUCUCAGGCUACUACGGUCCCCAGGUCUGGCAGACACCAGUCUCAGACCUCAUCGGGCUGGAGAACAUCUUCGGCGACUUGUCGUGGCGUGAGGGCUGGGUGCCGCUACUCCUCAUUGCUUUCUUCACAGCGCAUCUUCCCGCCUGUGUCUAUCACGUCGUCAAUGCCCGGCGAGCUGCCAACCUGCCUGUGCUACCCGUGUUCCUAGAAUGGACAUCCAUGCUCAUCUUCUGCGGCAGCUGCCUCGCCUGGCUCGGCUCGCCACACUCUAAUCUGCUCAAGGAUAACCACCUCGUCCUCUGGUGCUUGACAAUGUCGUUCGUCUUCGGCCGUCUGACCACCAAGAUUAUUUUAUGCCAUCUCACACGACAACCAUUCCCAUUCUUCUCGGUCAUGCUCGUCCCGUUGAUCGGCGGAGCAGUACUCGCGCAAGGCCCGAGCUUUGAGCUUUGGUCGGCGUGGAGCCCGACAACGGAAUUCAGGUACCUGCAGGGAUAUUUCGUGUUCGCAGUGGUGGCGUAUUUCACUUGGGCGGUGAGGGUAAUCAAUGCGAUUUGUAAGGUAUUGGAAAUCAACUGCUUGACGAUCAAGAAGAGGAAAGUCGAUGCCGACGAGGCGGACAAGGGGAAGAAAGAGAUCGAGAACGAAACGCCAGCGGCGAAUGGCGAGCUGAGGAGAAGCACGAGAAAGAAGGCUUGA
Molecule: messenger RNA, 1269 nt
Organism: Cyphellophora attinorum
Lineage: Eukaryota; Fungi; Ascomycota; Eurotiomycetes; Chaetothyriales; Cyphellophoraceae
Product: Cholinephosphotransferase 1
Exons: 2
Coding region: 1-1269 (422 amino acids)
Biological process (GO): phospholipid biosynthetic process
Cellular component (GO): membrane
Molecular function (GO): phosphotransferase activity, for other substituted phosphate groups
Source: RefSeq, a predicted model, not a curated record